Messenger RNA from Tachyglossus aculeatus (Australian echidna), 1130 nucleotides. It is a transcript of the gene SNAPC5, whose product is annotated as small nuclear RNA activating complex polypeptide 5. The record is from RefSeq and is a predicted model, not a curated record. Gene Ontology annotation, biological process: transcription by RNA polymerase II; transcription initiation at RNA polymerase III promoter. Bases 65 to 361 code for a protein of 98 amino acids. Gene Ontology annotation, cellular component: nucleus. Lineage: Eukaryota; Metazoa; Chordata; Mammalia; Monotremata; Tachyglossidae. The transcript has 3 exons.
CGGCGGCGGCGGCGGCUCAGGGGUAGGCAUCGGCGUCGGGGCUGAGGCGGCGUCGGGGCCGAAGAUGCUGAGCCGCCUGCAGGAGCUGCGCAAGGAGGAGGAGACGCUGCUGCGGGUGAAGGCGGCGCUCUACGACCAGCUCAACAGGCUCAAGGUCGAAGAACUGGCCCUUCAAUCGAUGAUCGACUCCCGGGAGGGGAAUGGAAUGGUGUCUUCUCCGCCCUUAACCGAGGACCCUCCAAAUAUCAUGGUGCAUGUAGAUAACGAAGUUUCCAUCAAUCAAACCGAACUCCAGCUCAGCCUGAAAGACCAGGCCGAGGAGCAGGAGGAGGAGGAAGAGGAGGAAGAAUCUGAUUCUUGAAGGGGAAAUGUGGAGUUCUGACUUAUCCCAGAUUCAAGAACCCUCCCUCACCUGAGCAAAGCUGUCACAGAUACAUUGUGGCCAGCCCCCCAAGGAAUCAAGAACCGCCAAAGGAGAAGAGCGCCGUGUCGUUACACGUACACCAAGUUCUGAUGAGUCAAAAUAAGUUUACGUAGGGAAUACAGAGACCCGUGUUUUAUCAUUUAAAUGUAGAGUGGGGACGAUCUUUUCACUUAGCUGUACAAAUUACCUUAAAGCAGUGACCUAAAAGUGAGGCCACCUGUCAUUCCAGAAACAUCUCCUGGUGUUUUCAAGGGGGGCGGAGGGGAGGGUCAGGGUGAAUUGGGAGCCGGCUGAUUCAUAAAGGUUUCUGCUAUAGCCCCUCUGCCGAGAGACUGUGUUUAAGCCACCCCUAAGAGCACAGUCUGGAGAGGUAGUUCGUCCUAAAUCACAAACCAAGCCACCGAGGAAAUCCGCCUAUCGCCAUUUGCGAUCGAUGCCGGCCGAAAGGCGGAGGCAGAUUUAGUUUCUGUGUAGACUAUUACAGAACCAGCUCCCAAAGGAGAAAAAAUACAGUGAUGUCAGGUACACGUGAUACACAUUUUACCCCCUAGUUAAAAAAAAAAAAAAAAGCAGGUUGCUUGAUAAACAGCAGUCCUGCUUUGAAGAGAGAAACGGGUUAGCUUUAGAGUGUCAGGACAUCAAUUAAAGUUGAUUUCUCGCUUUCCCCCUCCCACCCACCUUCAAUAAAGUGAGAGCUGCAGAAAAA